UCACCGGUGUGGGCAGCUGACCAGAGGGCUUUGGUGCGGAGAACCAGAGGGAAGCCCCACGAGGGCCGGUGCUGGCGGGAGAGGCGGUAGGAGCCGGCGCCAGAGUCAGGAACCUCGGCGUGUGGGCUUCCUGCCGCUAGAACUGCCGGAGCUCGUUGCUAAGGGCUGAAAGAGAAGCUAUGCAGAAAUCAGAGUGCUCUGGAGGUGUGCAGUUGAGAACCAGAGCAACAGGUACAGAGUUUUACUUCUGCAAAAGGGAGAGGCCAGGUAGUAAUGAUCAACGCACAUCCUCAAGCACACAAAUGAAACACAGGACGACAGUUCAAGGGAGCAAAUCCUCCUCCUUAACCAGUUCUCCAGAGGCUGCAAGAAGGGCUCAUCCUCGGCCAAGUGAUAAACUCAACCCUAAAACCAUUAACCCUUUUGGUGAACAGCCACGGGCCCCUUCUGCCUUUGCAGCUAUUUACUCUCAAGGAGGCAUUCCUUGCAGAUUGGUACAUGGCUCAGUAAAACACAGAUUACAGUGGGAAUGCCCGCCUGAAAUUCUUCCAUUUGACCCGCUUCUAAUUACGUUAGCUGAGGGUCUGAGGGAGACCAAGCAUCCUUAUACCUUUGUGUCAAAGGAAGGCUUUAGGGAGUUACUUCUGGUCAAGGGUGCUCCUGACAAAGCUAUCCCUUUGCUACCUCGACUGAUCCCUGUGCUGAAGGCAGCUCUCGUUCAUUCUGAUGAUGACGUGUUUGAAAGAGGACUGAGUGCACUCGUGCAGCUGAGUGUGGUUGUUGGCCCGUCUCUGAAUGGCCAUCUGAAACUUCUGCUUACAAGUCUUUCGAAGAGGCUAAUGGACAAAAAAUUCAAAGAGCCCAUCACCAGUGCUUUGCAAAAGCUGGAGCAGCACGGUGGAAGUGCAAGUCUUAUCAUCAUCAAAUCCAAAAUCCCAACAUAUUGCUCUAUCUGCUGUUGAAUAAGGGAGGCAACAAAAGCCACGCUGCUUCCUCAGGCGCUGACAGUGGCUGCCUGGACCUUUUGUCAGAGUUCAGUUCAUCCUGACUCACAGCACCACUCAUUCAUUAACUUGGCUACGAGGAUCAUGCCAAUUCUGGAAGGAUCAUCAUACAAGAUGUUUGUCAACAAAAAGCUAAUUAAAGUAACGUGCAUAAAAGUUGAGUGCUGUAGGGGUUUCUCAUCCAUCAUACCUAGGUAUAUGUUUUCCAAUGCAUUUUUACUUACAGCCCAUCGGAAGGCCACUUUGUAGCUGUGCCUUAUUUUAUAGGUUGCUUUUGGCCAUUUCUUGGUUUUUAUAUUUAUUAAGACUGAAAAAGUUUUAAGAUAGCAAGUAAACAUUUGUGACUUCACUAUUAGCCAGGGAGUGUGUGUAUUUUAUAAUGUGGGAAUGCUUGGGAAUAUCAGUUUUUGUUCUGAGUAUUCUAGUUUUAAAAACUUGUUUUAAAUGAAAAUUCUAUUACAAGUUUGUUGUUUAUUACAACUUUUUAAAAUACCUAAACUUUAGGUGUUAAUUGUAAUUAAGUAAAUGCUAUUUUUGCAUUUUGUAGCCCCAAAAUACUGAUGAUGUGUGUGUAUGUAUGUGUGUGUAUGUAUAUGCACACACAGAUAUUCAGAAAUUAAAAGCUUAAAACUUACAUGUAUCCAGUGA
Molecule: messenger RNA, 1652 nt
Organism: Grammomys surdaster
Lineage: Eukaryota; Metazoa; Chordata; Mammalia; Rodentia; Muridae
Gene: Pacrgl
Product: parkin coregulated like
Exons: 9
Coding region: 180-962 (260 amino acids)
Source: RefSeq, a predicted model, not a curated record